Molecule: messenger RNA, 1242 nt
Organism: Lodderomyces theae
Lineage: Eukaryota; Fungi; Ascomycota; Pichiomycetes; Serinales; Debaryomycetaceae
Gene: CAM1
Product: translation elongation factor EF1B gamma
Exons: 2
Coding region: 1-1242 (413 amino acids)
Biological process (GO): translational elongation
Cellular component (GO): cytoplasm; nucleus
Molecular function (GO): translation elongation factor activity
Source: RefSeq, a predicted model, not a curated record
AUGUCAUUAGGUACUUUAUACGUGACUCAGCAAAUAAGAAGUCUUCCUGUUAAAGCAUUGGCCAAGCACUUUAACUUGGACAUCAAACUUAGCGACAAGGAUGCUGCUUAUGAGAAGAACUUCCCAUUGAACAAAAUCCCAGCCUUUAUUGGUCCCAAGGGAUUCACUUUGACCGAAGUCAUUGCCAUCAGUCUCUACUUGAUCAAUUUGGGUGAUCCAAAGUCAAAAUUGUUGGGUAAAAAUGCUGCUGAAUAUGCUCAAAUUUUGAAAUGGACCUCAUUGGCCAACACUGAGUUGUUGCCAACUGAAGCCAAAGUUUUCAAGCCAUUGAACGGAACCCUUCCUUACAACAAAAAGCAAGUGGAUGAAGGCUCUGCUUAUUUGGAAAAAGUCAAUGGUGUUUUCGAACAAAGAUUGGCAAACUACACCUACUUGGUUGGAGAAAGAAUCACCUUUGCUGACAUCUUAGCUGCCACCUUGUACGUUCGUGGUUUUGAUUUCUUGUAUGGGGAACAAUGGAGACAACAACACCCAAACAUCACCAGAUGGUUCAAGACUGUUAUCAAGUCCCCAAUCUUGGUUGAGUUCUUGGGUGAUUACAAAUUCAUUGAAAAGCCAAUCGAAUAUGUUCCACCAAAGAAGGAAAAGAAGGAAAAAGCACCUGCUGCUGCUGCUGCUGCUCCAGCCAAGAAGGAGGCUGCUCCAAAAGCUGCUGCUGCUGAAGAGCCUGCUCCUGCUGCUGCUCCAAAGCCAAAACACCCAUUGGAAGCUUUGGGCAAGCCAAAGGCUCCAUUGGACGAGUGGAAGAGAACUUACUCCAACGAAGAGACUAGAGAAGUUGCUAUCCCAUGGUUCUGGAAGAACCAAUACGAUCCAGAAGAAUGGUCAUUAUGGAAGGUUGACUACAAGUACAAUGACGAAUUGACUUUGACCUUUAUGUCAAACAACUUGGUUGGUGGAUUUUUCAACAGAUUGUCGGCUUCUACCAAGUACAUGUUUGGAUGUAUGGUUGUUUAUGGAGAAAACAACAACAACGGUAUCACUGGUGCCUUUUUGGUUAGAGGACAAGAUUAUGUUCCAGCUUUUGAUGUUGCUCCAGAUUGGGAAUCUUAUGAGUUCACCAAAUUGGACGCUUCAAAAGAAGAAGACAAAAAGUUCUUUGACAACAUGUUGGCAUGGGAUGAGCCAGUUGUCAUCAAUGGUGAAAAGAGAGAGAUCUCCGAUGGUAAAGUCUUCAAGUAA